Vitis vinifera (wine grape) is the source of this 1202-nucleotide messenger RNA. RefSeq lists its product as uncharacterized. Bases 344 to 934 code for a protein of 196 amino acids. The transcript is spliced from 6 exons. Lineage: Eukaryota; Viridiplantae; Streptophyta; Magnoliopsida; Vitales; Vitaceae. The record is from RefSeq and is a predicted model, not a curated record. Gene Ontology annotation, cellular component: nucleus.
UCUCUUUCCAUUUAUUAACUCAAAAAUAUCUUUUAUGCAUCCACACAAUAUUAUUAAUACUAAACGGAUUUUAUGCCUCAUUUCUCUUUGAAAAAAAUGCUUCAAAAAAAAAAAAAGAGAGAAAUCUACUUCUUGUAAGUAUCGUCCCAUAUGAGCAUUCUGUGGAUCCCUUUUUGGACGGCCCGAACUCUAAACCAACCAAAUUGUAAAGCUGGGCCACAGAAUCGAGGCCCAUUUUGAAUCGUUCGGUUUCUUCCAGUAGCAGUAUAAAGGCAAGUCUGAACACUGAACUCAUCGAGACACGAGAGCCCUGGCAUAGAAUCUUUAUCACCGUUGUAUACCAAUGGAAGAUCACAGUGACGCCGUCGAAUCAAACAAUCCGGGAGGAGGAGGAGGAGAAGAAGAAGAGUUGCAGAGACUGCUGGUACCUGAUGUACACAAUCUUCCACUCUUUCCCCCUUCUGCUGUUCAAUCCAACUUCGUUUCCUAUUUCGCUCCAGAUUUUAUGAAGCCAGGACACGAUCAGUACGUUUAUCGCCACGCCAAUGGAUUGUGCGUAAUCGGUUUGGCUCCUUCGCACGUCGCUCUUACGGAGAAAGGAGGAGUUACAGCCGUUGAUUUCAAUGUUGGGAAGACUGAUCGAAGUGGGAUUAAGGUUACCGGAAAGCGCAAGAAGAAUGCACAACACUUUGAAUCCAACUCAGCUUUGUGUAAAGUGUGCACCAAUGAUGCUUCUUAUAUAGUGAGAUGUUGUGUAAAAGGCAAUCUACUGGAAGUGAAUGAUAGAUUAAUCAAGCAGCCAGGAUUGCUUAAUUCAUCGGCUGACAGAGAAGGAUACAUUGCAAUUAUCAUGCCAAAACCAGCUGAUUGGCUCAAGGUCAAGGCUUCACUGAUUGACAUUGAAGAAUACAAGAAACUGAAAGAAGUGUGUUGACCUGAUUGCUGGAUUUCUUUACCCCUUGAGGAAUUCCAGUAAAGGAGAAAAUGCCAUGACUUUACUUAUCCUAGUAUUUGCAUUGCCACUUCUAGAUCCUGUCAUUGUUACCUCCUUCGAUGCUCCCCUAGUAAGGUACACUCAUUGCUGAAGAUUUAAUCAUGUCAGGUUCCAAAAUUUUGAAAUCUCAGUUGGUAAGAUGGCAUGCUUGGUGUGCUAUUGUUGCAUUAUUUUUGUAAUAAUGAAAUACCUCGUCCAACUUUUGAUA